Molecule: messenger RNA, 1014 nt
Organism: Capronia coronata CBS 617.96
Lineage: Eukaryota; Fungi; Ascomycota; Eurotiomycetes; Chaetothyriales; Herpotrichiellaceae
Product: 3-methyl-2-oxobutanoate hydroxymethyltransferase
Exons: 1
Coding region: 1-1014 (337 amino acids)
Biological process (GO): pantothenate biosynthetic process
Cellular component (GO): mitochondrion
Molecular function (GO): 3-methyl-2-oxobutanoate hydroxymethyltransferase activity; magnesium ion binding
Source: RefSeq, a predicted model, not a curated record
AUGGCCAUAAUCUCCUGCAGCAACGGAGCCUCUCUGCUCACACGACCACCAUCUAGAAUAUGUCUGAAGACUCUCACACGACAGAGUCAACCAUGGCAGCAGCUACGUUGGAGCUCACAUUCUCCUUCGGCUCCCUCCCUUCUGGCCCGAGGCCAAAAGCCCGUCACCAUCCAGACCCUGCAGAAGAUGUACGCGGAAAAAAGCCCAAUAACCAUGCUGACGGCGCAUAAUUUCCCAUCCGCGCUGAUGGCACAAGAGGCGGGGAUGGACAUCAUCUUGGUGGGAGAUUCACUCGCAAUGGUCUCGCUGGGCAUGCCGGACACGUCCGAGGUCACCCUUGACGAAAUGAUAAUGGCCGCUCGAGCCGUCAGUCGCGCAGCCAACCGAGCCUUCACCACUGGAGAUUUGCCCAUGGGUUCUUACGAAAUCAGCCCUGAACAAGCGCUUGCCAGCGCAAUCCGAAUGGUCAAAGAAGGCCGAAUGCAGAGCGUCAAACUCGAAGGCGGUAUGGAAAUGGCGCCCGCGAUCAAAAAGAUCACAACGGCAGGCAUUCCCGUGUGCGCACACAUCGGCCUGACACCUCAACGCCAGCAUGCUCUUGGUGGAUUUCGUGUCCAGGGAAAUACCCUCGACAAAGCCAUGUCUCUACUCAAGGAUGCCAAAGCGGUAGAGGAGGCUGGCGCGUUCGCCGUCGUCCUGGAAUGCGUUCCGUCUGAUAUCGCGGAAGAAGUGACCGGCGCUCUUAGGAUACCCACGAUUGGUAUCGGCGCAGGCAACAAGACUAGUGGUCAAGUCUUGGUGCAGAUCGACAUGCUUGGGGUUCGGCCGCCCGACGCCUUCAUGCCCAAGUUUGUUAAGAAAUAUGGAUCGAUAUGGGACGCCGGCUUGGCUGCCAUCAGGCAGUACAAGGAAGAAGUUGCCGACCGGAGCUACCCUGGGCCGCAGCAUGUGUACAAGAGUGACACAAAGGUGACGGAAGCGUUAAGAGCUGCGAUCCGGUCGGGCAAACCAUAG